AUGGAUACCAUCAAUAAAUAAUAAGAAAUUUAAACUCAAUAGAAAUAGGAAAAUAGCGCAAAUGAUGCAAAAGCUUAACCCUAAACAACUUUAGUAGUUAGAAUGAAAAGAAAAGCUAAUGAAGACCCACUAGAAAAGUUAAUUAUAGAAGGCUAGUUUACUUAAAAGAAAUAAAAGCCCAACCCUCUCUUUGGUGUAAACUUCCUCGAAAAGAUGUUGAAUGAUUUAUCUAUUUAAAAUGAUGAUUAAAAGAAAGAAAACGAAUAAGAAAAGCAGAAAUAAAAUUUAUUGUUUAAUGAUUAAGAGGAAGAAAAAGUAGAAAAGAAAUAAUACAUUCUUAAGCUAGUUGAUAAUGAAGCAGUUUAAUAAAUAAAAGAAGUUAAGAUGAUGUAAGCUGAAAAUUUGAGAAAGAAAGCAAGAGAUAGAAAGUUGCAAGCUCAUAGAAAACAUAGAAUCUUAGAAAUGGUAGUAGACCCAACCUCAAAAGAAGUCAUAGUAGAAAAAACAAAUUUAAAAGACGAAAAGCAUGUAAAUGAUGAAGAAUAUGCCUACUAUGAAGUAGAAGAAAGAAAAAUAGAAGAAGAUAACUCAUUUUAGUAAGAUGAUGGGCCAUAAAAUAUAGGAAGUCUUUUGUAAAAAGAACAGGAAAAUAUCUUAAAAGUUUAAUCAGGAAUAAUUCAUUUUGUUUAAACUAAUAAUUCUGAGCUUUUUGAUGGGGAAUUUGCACCUUGUAGAAGCGAUGACUUUUCAGACAAAGACAGUGAAGAUUCAAAUAGAGAAAGUGCUGAUCAAAAUGAUUACCCAGAUGAGGAAGAAAAUUUUGAUGAUGAAGAUAAUGAUUAUGACAAACAAAAUUAAGAUGAAGAUUAUGAUAGUUACGAUGAAGAUAAUUUAAAAUUUAAAAAGAAAUCUAAAAAGAAACCAAACAUGUUUCAAGAUAGUCUUCAUGGAAUUUACUUAGCAAAACAAUCAAGCGAUGAUAAUUCCAAUUCCAUGGAUUAAGAAGAUAAGGAAAAUGAUGAAGACUAUGAUUAUGAAGACGAAUUUACUAAAAAAUAUAACAAUUACCACCACAAAAGAUAUGAAAAUGAUUUUGAGGAUGAUGAUUAUGAAGAUUGA
Tetrahymena thermophila SB210 is the source of this 1119-nucleotide messenger RNA. RefSeq lists its product as hypothetical. The record is from RefSeq and is a predicted model, not a curated record. The transcript is spliced from 5 exons. NCBI's taxonomy places the organism in Eukaryota, Ciliophora, Oligohymenophorea, Hymenostomatida, Tetrahymenidae.